Phaedon cochleariae (mustard beetle) is the source of this 1727-nucleotide messenger RNA. NCBI's taxonomy places the organism in Eukaryota, Metazoa, Arthropoda, Insecta, Coleoptera, Chrysomelidae. The record is from the annotation of a GenBank genome assembly.
GUAAGCUGUAAGUCUUGAGCAACUUAUAGAUGUCGCCAGGAUUAUGCAAAUUUACGCAUAUUUAUAUUGACAAUUUUGACGUAUCCGAAAUUAGAUAAAAAAAAUAAUUUAUUAUUUGUGUGCUCCAUUGUUACUAUUUAUGUACCUUCCACUAUUGUGACUAUUGUAAUCAUAGCUGUAUUUUGAUGUUUCAAAACGAAAAUUACCACAAUAAUUAUUCCUAAAAUCCCUACACAAGUACACACAAUGGUCUCUUAGAUCAGUUGAGUUAUGGAAUGAUUCUAAUAAAUACAACCUGAAUGUGUGACGGGCAAAAUUAUGGGGAAUUGCUUGAAAAGAUCGACCACAGAUGAUAUUUCUUUAUUGAGGGGUAGCGACAGUGUUAGAGAUUCAUCUUCUGACCAGCUGGGACCCCCUGCAUAUCAGGAAGCACUACCAAUCCAAGCUGCUUCUCCUGUUUACCAUCCAUCACCUAGUGUGACUCGUACAGUGACCCAACUAACAGAGGAGGAACAGGUGAAAAUAGCAAAACGUAUUGGUUUGAUACAGCAUCUCCCAACUGGGACAUAUGAUGGUUGCAAAAAGGCUAGGGAAUGUGUUAUUUGCAUGGGCGAGUUUUUAGUAGGUGAUGCAUUACGGUAUCUUCCAUGUAUGCACACUUAUCAUAUGACAUGCAUUGAUGAUUGGCUGAUGAGAAGUCUUACUUGUCCUAGUUGCUUGGAGCCUGUGGACGCCGCCUUGCUCACCAGUUAUGAGACCAAUUGACGGCCAGUGCCUUUGCAUCUGAUAGUGAAACUCUGUGAUCUGUACUGUCUGUUUUGUGGGCGUGAAUGCAGUAUGAAAGAGAGGCUGUGAUAAUAAAUUAGCAAGGAAAUAACUAUAGGAUACAUUUCUAUCAAAAUAAUUAUUUUUGUUAUACUUUCAGUCAAUUUUAGAAUUUUAGUGCCAACAAAAUUUAAUUGAUUAUUUUCCAUCUAUGAGAUUAGGUUAUAUAUGAAAAUUCAUAAUUAUGGGCAUCAUCAUAAAAACAAAUCACUGUGAGAUGUGAUGAAUUCAUCUAUUGAAGAGAAAUUAUGAAAGUUAGAUGAGUUGUAUACAUUUUUAACAAAAUUGGAUUUAUGAAGAUAACAUGGAAGGGGAUACUUACUAGCAUUUAUGAAAGUAUCCAUAUUAAUACUAUGAUCAUUGCAUUUUUAUAACUGUUGCACAAAGUGAGAGUAUUGAAAAAAAAUUGGUUUCAUCAAACUUUUAUAUAUUUGAAAUAUAAUAUGAAAUAAAUAUAAUAUGACAUGUAUUGUACACCUGGCACUGUUUUCAUUUCACUGAUAAUUUUUUUCACAUGUCAAAAUCUCUGACACUUGGUAUUUCAACCAAUAGCAAUGCUUGAUUCUGGCCAAUCAUUUGGUAUUGUACUGAAGAAACUAAUCCCUCUUGAUAAGACCUUGUUUAAUAUAAAACUGUCAAAAUCAAUUAAAUUCACCUGCUCUGCUUGACAUGUUGAUUCUCUUGACCUUUAUCUUAUGUAUAACAAUCAAAUUGAUUAUUAAUUUUCAAAGAAAACAAAUCGUGAACUGUUUUAUUGUCAUUGAACAAAAUAACACAUACAUUUUAUUUCCUGAGAACAUUUGGAGAUUGGGCCAACAAAGGAAUCUCAUUUGUCACCGCAAAUGUAUGCAACACACAACACAUCACCAUUCCAUAGAUCAUGGAAGGAAGACUGCAAAUAC